Pan troglodytes (chimpanzee) is the source of this 2545-nucleotide messenger RNA. Its product is annotated as immunoglobulin superfamily member 3-like. The transcript is spliced from 7 exons. The record is from RefSeq and is a predicted model, not a curated record. Lineage: Eukaryota; Metazoa; Chordata; Mammalia; Primates; Hominidae. Gene Ontology annotation, cellular component: membrane.
UGCCUACUUUGCAUUUUGGUCUGAGAAGUAAGUGAGCAUGUUGCGUGUGUUUCUCUCCCUCGUAGGUGUGGUGUCAGCACAGCGGCAGGUCACCGUUCAGGAAGGACCCUUGUACCACACGGAGGGCUCCCACAUCACUAUCUGGUGCAAUGUGAGUGGCUCCCAGGGACCUCCUGAGCAGAAUUUCCAGUGGUCCAUUUACCUGCCUUCGUCGCCAGAGCGAGAGGUGCAGAUCGUCAGCACCAUGGACCCUUCCUUCCCCUAUGCCAUCUACACCCAGAGCGUCCGCGGAGGGAAGAUCUUCAUAGAAAGAGUCCAGGGGAACCCAACCCUAUUGCACAUCACAGAUCUUCAGGCCCGGGAUGCCGGAGAAUAUGAAUGCCACACACCCAGCACCGAUAAGCAAUACUUUGGGAGUUACAGUGCAAAGAUGAACCUAGUGGUGAUCCCAGACUCCCUGCAGACCACUGCCAUGCCCCAGACUCUGCACAGAGUGGAGCAGGACCCACUGGAGCUCACUUGUGAGGUGGCCUCGGAGACCGUUCAGCACAGCCACCUGUCUGUGGCCUGGCUCUGGCAGAAAGUUGGCGAGAAGCCCGUGGAGGUCAUCUCCCUGAGCCGAGAUUUCAUGCUUCACUCCAGCAGCGAAUAUGCCCAGAGGCAGAGCCUGGGGGAGGUGCGGCUGGACAAGCUGGGGAGGACCACCUUCAGCCUCACCAUCUUCCACCUGCAGCCUUCUGACCAGGGCGAGUUCUACUGCGAGGCCGCCGAGUGGAUCCAGGAUCCGGAUGGGUCGUGGUAUGCUAUGACCCGAAAGCGUUCCGAGGGAGCAGUGGUCAACGUCCAGCCAACUGAGAAAGAAUUCACUGUUCGGCUGGAAACAGAGAAGCGGCUGCACACGGUGGGCGAGCCGGUGGAGUUCAGAUGCAUCCUGGAGGCUCAGAAUGUUCCCGACCGUUACUUUGCUGUCUCCUGGGCCUUCAACAGCUCGCUCAUCACCACCAUGGGCCCUAACGCUGUGCCUGUCCUCAACAGCGAAUUUGCUCACCGGGAAGCCAGGGGACAGCUUAACAUGGCCAAAGAGAGCGACAGUGUCUUUGUGCUGAAGAUCUACCACCUCCGCCAGGAAGGUAGCGGGAAAUACAACUGCCGGGUGACUGAGCGAGAGAAAACCGUGACGGGGGAAUUCAUUGAUAAGGAGAGCAAGCAUCCCAAGAACAUCCCCAUCAUAGUCCUCCCCCUCGAGAGCAGCAUCUCCGUGGAGGUGGCCAGCAAUGCCAGCGUCAUCCUUGAGGGCGAGGACCUGCGCUUCUCCUGCAGCGUCCGCAUGGCAGGAAGGCCGCCGGGUCGCUUCUCUGUCAUCUGGCAGCUUGUGGACAGGCAGAACCACCACAGCAAUAUCAUGUGGCUAGACCGGGAUGGCACCGUGCAGCCAGGCUCGUCCUACUGGGAGCGCAGCAGCUUUGGGAGCAUCCAGAUGGAGCAGGUGCAGCCCAACUCAUUCAGCCUGGGCAUCUUCAACAGCAGGAAGGAGGACGAGGGCCAGUAUGAAUGCCAUGUGACUGAAUGGGUGCGGGUGGUGGAUGGCGAGUGGCAGAUUGUUGGGGAGCGCCAGGCCAGCACUCCCAUAUCCAUCAUAGCUCUUGAAAUGGGCUUCGCAGUCACAGCCAUCUCCCGGACACUGGGGGUGAUCUACAGCGACUCCUUUGACUUGCAGUGUAUCAUCAAACCCCACUACCCUGCCCAGGUCCCCGUGUCAGUGACAUGGCGUUUCCAGCUGGUGGGCACGGUGGAGUUCCAUGACUUGGUGACCUUCACCCGGGACGGAGGGGUCCAGUGGGGGGACAGGUCCUCCAGCUUCCGAACCCGAACUGCCACCGAGAAGGCUGAGUCCAGCAACAACAUCCGCCUAAGCAUCAGCCGAGCCAGUGACACGGAAGCAGGCAAGUACCAGUGUGUGGCAGAGCUGUGGCGGAAGAACUGCAACAACACCUGGACGCAACUGGCGGAGAGGACCUCCAACCUGCUGGUGAUCAGGGUGCUGCAGCCAGUGACAAAGCUGCAGGUGAGCAAAUCGAAGAGGACCCUCACCCUGGUGGAAAACAAGCCCAUUCAGCUGAACUGCUCAGUCAAGUCUCAGACCAGCCAGAACUCCCACUUUGCAGUGCUCUGGUACGUCCACAAGCCCUCAGAUGCCAACGGCAAGCUUAUCCUGAAGACCACCUACAACUCCGCCUUCGAAUAUGGUACUUACGUGGAGGAGGAGGGCCUGAGAGCCAGGCUCCAGUUUGAGAGGCAUGUGUCGGGGGGCCUGUUCAGCCUCACCGUCCAGAGAGCCGAGGUCAGCGACAGCGGCAGCUACUGCUGCCACGUGGAGUAGUGGCUGCUGAGCCCCAACUACGCCUGGUACAAGCUGGCAGAGGAGGUUUCUGGGCGCACAGAAGUCACUGUGAAACAGCCAGCUCCCAGCCCAGCCCAGACAAGCAUUUCCUGUCUCCAAACUGAAUCAUUCCUCCUCUGGCCCUUCCUCGACCCCGUGGUGUAG